GCUAACUUACCACUACGAAGUAGUGAAUAUCACAUAACCUCACAUGGGACGUAAAACAUAUACAAUAGUGGUGAAGUUGGGUACUUCUUCAUUGGUUGAUGAGGUUACUCGAGAGCCAAGAAUCGCCAACAUGUCUCUUAUUGUGGAAACCAUUGCCAAAUUAAGAAGACAAGGUCAUAGAAUAGUCAUUGUAUCAUCAGGAGCUAUUGCGUUUGGAAUGAAAAGAAUGGAUUUAGAAAAGAAACCAUCGAAACUUGCAGCAAUUCAAGCGUUAGCAUCUAUUGGACAAGGUCGAUUGAUAGGAUUAUUUGAUGAUUUAUUUCGACAAUUAAAUGAAAGAAUAGCCCAAAUCUUAAUUACAAGAAAUGAUAUUAUGGAUUUCACUCAAUAUAAGAAUGCCAGAAAUACUUUACUGGAAUUACUUGAUAUGGGAGUUAUUCCUAUUGUUAAUGAGAAUGAUACAUUAUCUGUUGCAGAAAUUAAAUUUGGUGAUAAUGAUACUCUUUCAGCUAUUACUGCUGGAAUGAUUCAUGCAGAUUAUUUAUUCUUAAUGACUGAUGUAGAAUGUUUAUAUACCGAUAAUCCAAGAACCAAUCCAAGUGCACGUCCAAUAUUAGUGGUUGAUAAAAUAGAUGAUUUAGAAGUGAAAACUAACGAUCAUGGAGCUGGUUCUCAAGUAGGUACAGGUGGGAUGACAACAAAAUUGAUUGCUGCUGAGCUUGCAACUAAUGCUGGAGUUACUACAAUUAUAACUUUAUCGAGUCAACCAUAUUAUAUUUUAGAUAUAGUAUCUCAUAUUCAAAAUUCAGAAGAACUUCAUCUUACAGUUGAUCAACAAAGAGAUUUAAUGUCAGCCGAUAUUGCUAAGAAAACCAUUCCAUUACAUACUAGAUUUCUUGGAUUAUCAAGAGAUGCACAAAUAAGAUCGGAUAAAAAAUUCUGGUUAUUACAUGGAUUGAAAACUAAAGGAAAUAUUAUAAUAGAUGAAGGAUGUUAUAGAGCACUUACUAGAAAGAAUAGAGCAGGAUUACUUCCAGCAGGUAUAGUAGAUGUUAAUGGUAUAUUUCAUGAAAGUGAAUGUGUAUCUAUUCAAGUAAUUCCUACCAAACAAUCAUCCAUAACAGAAGCAGUUGAAGUAGGUCAUUGUCGUGUUAAUUACAGUUCUUCGGAAAUUAAAUUAAUUAAGGGAUUCCAGAGUAGUGAGAUUGAAUCUAUCUUAGGCUAUGCUGAUAGUGAAUAUAUUGCACAUAGAGAUAAUAUAGCAUUCCCACCCAAAGUUUAGGUGUAAUAUAUUUUUAGAAAGGGACUGCACAUAGCACCCCACCAUACAUAUGUACAUAGAUUAAAUAUUUCAGGGCCAAUAAUUCAGUCAGUGCCCUACAGACUUUACAUAGAA
Scheffersomyces amazonensis is the source of this 1396-nucleotide messenger RNA. RefSeq names its product glutamate 5-kinase (gene PRO1). The transcript has a single exon. Gene Ontology annotation, cellular component: cytosol; cytoplasm. Lineage: Eukaryota; Fungi; Ascomycota; Pichiomycetes; Serinales; Debaryomycetaceae. Bases 44 to 1282 code for a protein of 412 amino acids. The record is from RefSeq and is a predicted model, not a curated record. Gene Ontology annotation, molecular function: RNA binding; ATP binding; glutamate 5-kinase activity.